Messenger RNA from Spodoptera frugiperda (fall armyworm), 1263 nucleotides. Its product is annotated as ribosome biogenesis protein BRX1 homolog. NCBI's taxonomy places the organism in Eukaryota, Metazoa, Arthropoda, Insecta, Lepidoptera, Noctuidae. Gene Ontology annotation, biological process: ribosomal large subunit assembly; rRNA processing. The transcript is spliced from 5 exons. Gene Ontology annotation, molecular function: rRNA binding. The record is from RefSeq and is a predicted model, not a curated record. The coding region runs from base 84 to 1238 and encodes 384 amino acids. Gene Ontology annotation, cellular component: nucleolus.
GUGGUUCAGUUUGACAUUUUUGAUUGACAAGUGCUGUUGUGUUUUCAAUUUUAAAAGUUCAACACGUGUUUUAAUUUUAUAACAUGGUGAAAUUAAAGGCAAAAAGUGGAAAGAAGAAAGUACCUGUAGUACUUCAAAAUAAGAAAGAUGAAGAAAAUGAAGUAGUUUUGCCGCCGGUUCGAAUGUCUGAUGAUCCGGCACCAAAACAGGUGAAAUGGAUCAACCGGCAAAGAGUUUUAGUGUUCGCUGCACGUGGGAUUAAUCAUCGUCAUCGACAUUUGAUGGAAGACAUUAAAAAAAUAAUGCCACACCACAAAACAGAAUCCAAGAUGGAAAGAAGUAAAAACUUGUAUGUGGUCAAUGAGAUUAGUGAAAUGAAGAACUGCAAUAAGUGCAUCCUUUUCGAGGGCAGGAAGAUGAGAGAUCUCUAUUUAUGGAUGUCUAACAUACCUAAUGGGCCCAGUGUCAAAUUUUUGGUUGAAAAUAUUUACACAAUGGGUGAACUUAAAAUGACUGGUAACUGUCUGAGGGGAUCCCGGCCACUGCUAUCCUUUGACCCACAGUUCACUAAAGACCCACAUUACGCUUUGUUGAAGGAAUUACUAACACAGACAUUCGGUGUUCCUAAUCAUCACCCCAAGAGUCAGCCAUUCUUUGAUCAUGUGUACACUUUCAUGAUCUUAGAUAAUAGGAUUUGGUUCAGGAAUUACCAAAUCCUUUCUGAAGAUGGUGCUUUGGCUGAAAUUGGACCAAGAUUUGUGUUGAAUCCCGUUAAAAUCUUUUCUGGAUCUUUUGGUGGUACAACAUUAUGGGAGAAUCCAAAGUACAUAAGCCCUGCAAAAUUAAGACAAGCUGCAUCUAAAAAGGCUGGUAGCAAAUAUGAGAGGAGAAUUGAAAAGAAGGCAGUCUAUGAGGCUACUAAACCUGAAACUGGUUACCCUGAUAUAGAGGGUGCUGACUUCUUCAAGGGUGAUCCUAUGGAGAAGGCUAAAGAAGUUGUUGUCAAAGAAGAGAUAGAAGAACAAGAAAAUUCUAUGGAGGAAGAUGAAGAACAAGAAGCAGGAGAAGAAAGUGAGCAGGAAGCACCGAAACCUGCUUUCAGUAUGUUGAUGAAGAAAUCUAAAACAAAUCCGGAUAAGACAAUAAGGCGUAAACAACUCAAAGCUAAAAGCAAGGCGAUAUCUGAUCAAAUCAAAAAGAGGAAGCAGUUUAAAAAGAAAAAACCUGGUAAAUCAUAAUAAUAAAACUUUAUUUUCCACACAA